AAAUGUCCAAAGUGUAGUAAUAAAGUACAUUAUGAAAAUAAACAGAAAAGAUAUCAUUGUUCAUGGUAUCAAUGUAAGAAAUCAUUAUCAAUUUUUCAAGAUACAAUAUUUUAUAAUGCAAAGUUACCAAUUAAUAAAAUUUUAUUUCUAUUAUAUGAAUUUUUAAAAAAAACAUCACGAGAUAGUGCUGCUGUUACUGUUGGUAUUACACAUAUUACAACAACUUAUUAUUAUAAAAAAUUUAGAGAACAACUUUCAAUCUAUGCAGUUGAUAAUAUAAAAAAUAACUUACUAGGUGGUAAAAAUGAAACUGUUGAGAUAGAUGAAUCGUAUUUUUGUAAAAGAAAGUAUAAUAAAGGUCAUCAUGUAAGUGGAAUAUGGGUUCUUAGUGGUAUUCAGAGAGGUACAAAAAAAAUA
Zychaea mexicana is the source of this 417-nucleotide messenger RNA. RefSeq lists its product as uncharacterized. The annotation marks the transcript as partial. Lineage: Eukaryota; Fungi; Mucoromycota; Mucoromycetes; Mucorales; Lichtheimiaceae. The record is from RefSeq and is a predicted model, not a curated record. The transcript has a single exon.